Zonotrichia leucophrys gambelii is the source of this 1957-nucleotide messenger RNA. RefSeq names its product transcription factor E3-like. Gene Ontology annotation, biological process: regulation of transcription by RNA polymerase II. Lineage: Eukaryota; Metazoa; Chordata; Aves; Passeriformes; Passerellidae. Gene Ontology annotation, cellular component: nucleus. Gene Ontology annotation, molecular function: RNA polymerase II cis-regulatory region sequence-specific DNA binding; protein dimerization activity; DNA-binding transcription factor activity, RNA polymerase II-specific. The record is from RefSeq and is a predicted model, not a curated record. The coding region runs from base 1 to 603 and encodes 200 amino acids. The transcript is spliced from 3 exons.
AUGGGCGCCGCCAUCUUGCCAGAAACCACAUACUCGCCUGGGCGCCGCCAUGUUGCUGGAAACCACGUGUCGGCAUGGGCGCCGCCAUCUUGCCGGAAACCACGUGUCAGCAUGGGCGCCGCCAUUUUGCCGGCUGACCCCGGCAGGGAGAUGCGCUGGAACAAGGGCACGAUCCUCAAGGCCUCGGUGGAUUACAUCCGCAAGCUGCAGAAGGAGACGCAGCGAGCGCGGGAGCUGGAGCUGCAGCAGCAGCGCCUGGAGCAGCAGAACCGCAGCCUGCAGCUCCGGGUGCAGGAACUGGAGCUCCAAGCCCAAAUCCACGGGCUCCCCCUGAACCCCCCCACGGCCGAGGGGGGCUGCGAGGAGCCCUCGGGGGGGGGUCCCCCGUUCCCGCCCCCCACCCCGCAGUGCCUGCUGGAGCUGCCCCCGGGGCUGGCGCUGCCCCUGGCGCUGGGGGGCCCCGAGGGGACCCUCGAGGACAUCCUGAUGGACGAUGGCGGGGGGCUGUCCCCGCUCGGCCCCCCCGGCGCCCUCCUGGCCUCGCCGGGCCCCUCAAGGGCCUCCAGCCCCCGCAGCAGCCUCAGCAUGGAGGACGAGCCCUGAGAAGAGCCCGGCCCUGGGGGGGAUUUUUAGGGACCCCUCCCCAUCUUUUUGGGACCCCCCCGCCCUCCCUGAGGUGUUCUGGGUGGGCCCCACCGGGCGCCGUUUGAAGACUCUUAAAGUGGGCGGGCACUUUGUAAUGAAGGCCCCUCUCCCUUAAGGGGUGUUGCCCUUUUAAGGCAGCUCAUGUGGGACCCCCUCUCUUAAAGGGGCUCGGCUGGGCGUGGCUCGUUGGAAAGGAGGGGGCGGCCCCCUCCAUGUGUGGCCCAUUUAAGGCGCUGGCGCCGGGCCCCACCUGGGCGUGGCCCUUUGAAGAUGCCGCCGAAAGCCCGCCCCUCCGUAAGGCCACGCCCACUUUCCGGCUCACCCAAUCAGAGGGCUCCUGGGGGCUGGGCCCUCACACGGUUUAUGUGCGUGAAUGUGGCUGUGCGGACGGAUCGUGAUACAAAGUAGUCCCAGUCGGUGCUGGGAGUGUGGAAGGCGGAAACGCGGAGGCACAUUCGGCAUCGGUUGUGCAGCGUCACGCGCUGCGGAGGGAUCUCUCGGUGAUGCGACCGUGCCCGGGCCCUCAGGGUCCGGCAGAGACAGAGGCGCGGAAGGAUACAUGCAAGGCGCUGCAGUGUUCGCUUGCUGUGCUGCCGUGUAUAGACCCGGUGGCGGCAGAAGCGGCGUGACCGGGCACAGGGAUGCCGGCUGUGGCCGGACAGCGGCCCGGGACCGGGCUCGGAACCGGGACCGGGCAGUACCGAAACUGCAGCCAGAGCAGUGGGGGGUGGCGAUGGGGCCGUGGAGAGAGAGCGCUGCGCUUGGAUGAGGCGGGGCGGAGUGAUAUCGCUGGGGCGGGGAGUGGAGCAGCCGCGCAUGCGUGGGGUGCGUCACUGGGUCAGCGUGAGGGAGCCGUGAUGGCGGCGGGGCUGCGGCUGCGGCCGUGGAAGGGAACGCCGGGACGCCCGUGGUUGCCGGAGGGUGCGGGGCCGCGGUAACGCCGGUGGGCGGGCUUGGAGAGGUGAAUUGAGGGGCGGGGCCGCGAGGAUGCCGAAACCGCGGGCGGGACCCGCGGUAGCCGGGACAGCAGGGACCAAGGGGACGGCAAUGGCGGGAGCGGGACAGCGGGUACCGGAGCCGUGGGGUCCUAGGGGAGGUGGGGACGUGUCCCGUUGUAGACUCAUAGCGGCAGCAAGGCUGUUGCGAGCAUCCCCCGUGCAGCAAAGGGCUCCAGCGGCAGCCCCGGCCCGGCGGGAGAUUCUGUUAAAGUGCUUCAUUCCAACUGUGUCCCAAAAAUCUCUGUUAAAGACGGCUGAACUGUCAGCAUUUGGGAAAUUCAAUAAAGUUUUUUAACUCCUUUUUCGGUAACUGA